ACCCAAAACCAAUGGUACAGAUAAGCAGAAAGGACAUCAGAAUUUACAAAAUGCUCCUACUACUGGAAGAAUGUUAUCAGGGGAGUCAAAUCUAAGGAAAAGGAGAGGGGGAACAAAAGAUCAUGUACAAAUCAAAGGGGUGUUUAGUGGAACGGACUACGGUAUCAACAAGAUAAGUGAGAAAUGCGUAGACUCCAAGUUACACAAAAUCACAGUCCCUCGUUUCAAUGACACACUUGAGGGAACACGAAUAAGACGUGAAGCCAUCGAGAAGCUCGCGCAAAAAAAAACAAAUCCUCGAGAUGGCCCGAGAUUGACGUGCUGA
Molecule: messenger RNA, 325 nt
Organism: Ambispora gerdemannii
Lineage: Eukaryota; Fungi; Glomeromycota; Glomeromycetes; Archaeosporales; Ambisporaceae
Source: the annotation of a GenBank genome assembly